AUGAGAUUGAUUUGAGAUUACAAACCCAUCCCAAGGAAAACAUCCUACUACCGGUUAACAAGGAGCGUGUAAUAGUCGGUAUUACAGGAGUAAUCCAGAUUUGAGGACAUUUGCGUCUUUGACUUUGGGAUUUAGGAACCCUGGAAAGAAACCGCCGGGCAUUUGCUCAUCUAAGACAUCGACUACUUGACAUCGGCGAAGUCAACUCCCAAGUGGCCAACGCCGCCUGCCGCCUUCCGCCUUCACGGCUGCCUCCGAUUCUUAUUCCUAUCUAGCGCACCGCUCCUUCCGUCCUUCCGAGCACGCCAUAAAAGGAAUGCGAGAAACGGAUGGCUUCAAUUCCGACCAGUCCUUGUUUUCCCAACUUUAGGGCUUUUCAUUCUUCACAGUAUUCGUGUAACCAGAAGACUCGGAUUGAGAUGAUGCUGACCUCGAAUUCCAUUCGCUCUCUUCCCCGGCGGCCUCUCCUCUCCUCUUCAAUUCCUAAUUUAAAGGUUCCAAAAUUUGAUCCGAAGCUCAUUUCUCUUGCCCCCCAAUGCUCUAUAUUCUGCCAAACCCUUCUACAGCUUUCUAGAAAGAACGAGAGAAUAUCAUGCUUUAAGAAUGAAGAAUAUUCUUACGGCGACUCCCAUUAUGAGGUGAAUGAGCAGAUUUUACAUGAAGAGCAACACAUAGUGUCUGAAAGUGAUAAUUUAAGCGUUGGGAAAAGAGACUGGGUUUCAUUUUUUCUAAAGGCUCCAGAUGCAUUGCGUAGAGUGAUUGGAGAACCCUGGAAUGUCCCAUGGUCGGCAGAGACAAUUUUUCAGGUUAUGCUCCUUUGGAUUGUAUCUUUCUGGUUUAUUGGUUCAUGGAUGAUUCCCUUUGGAGCACACAUGAUGGGAUUCAAUAAAGAAUCACUUACAUUUAGAGGACAGGCUUUGUUCAGCCUUCUGACUGAUAUAACUGAGGGCCUUGCUGGAAUUUUGAUUCUUCGGCGGUGCUUAUCUCGUUUUCGCCCGCUUCCACGUGAUUGGUUUAAAUUUAGCAUGAAAGGAAACUGGCUUCUUGAUCUAAUCUUGGGAUGCUUCAUGUUUCCACUUGUAAACCGCCUGUCACAACUUAACCUCAACCUACUUCCUGUGCUACCUUCUACUCCUGUGACACUCUCUAGUGUUGAGCAAUCCAUAAUGGCGAGAGAUCCUGUGGCUAUGUCACUUUAUGCAUUAGUACUGGUGGUGUGUGCUCCUAUGUGGGAAGAAGUUGUAUUUAGAGGCUUCCUUCUCCCUUCAUUGACAAAGUACAUGCCGGUAUGGUGCUCAGUUCUUAUAAGUUCAAUCGCCUUCGCUUUGGCCCAUUUUAAUGUACAGAGAAUGUUACCCCUAAUGUUUCUUGGGGUUGUUAUGGGUAUUAUAUACGCUAGGUCCAGGAACCUGCUACCUUCCAUACUCUUGCACAGUAUGUGGAAUGGCUUUGUGUUCUUAGAUUUGAUGAAGUAACCAAAUCCUUGCAUUACCAAGUGUUGUAUAUAGUGAAACUCUCCGCCUUCAGCAGCUUUUACCAGAAGACAUAGGAUUGAGUUUGUUAAUUAUUCAGUGGAAGACAUUCUUUUAUCUGACAAAUCUGUUGCAUAGAGGAGGAUUGAGUAACAUCGUGUUGUGGGUCAUCAGUUGAAGAUUGGAGAGGGUUUUUUGUAUGUAGUGGACAUGCAUUGUUUUAAUUGGUGUCAUAAUAAAACUGAUAUUGUUUAACUUGAUUGAAGCUAAUUAUAUCCCAUCCCAUGAGA
Messenger RNA from Cuscuta europaea, 1762 nucleotides. NCBI's taxonomy places the organism in Eukaryota, Viridiplantae, Streptophyta, Magnoliopsida, Solanales, Convolvulaceae. The record is from the annotation of a GenBank genome assembly.